Molecule: messenger RNA, 2256 nt
Organism: Trematomus bernacchii (emerald rockcod)
Lineage: Eukaryota; Metazoa; Chordata; Actinopteri; Perciformes; Nototheniidae
Gene: cep41
Product: centrosomal protein 41
Exons: 11
Coding region: 31-1152 (373 amino acids)
Biological process (GO): protein polyglutamylation; cilium assembly
Cellular component (GO): ciliary basal body
Source: RefSeq, a predicted model, not a curated record
CAUUCAUGUUUGGCAUUUCGCUUUGAAAAGAUGUCGCUUAAACAGGGCAUCGGCAAUGUGGAGUACUUGAAAAAGAGGAUACCGAAAAAUGAAAAAUAUCAACAUGUCAAAACAAGGCUGGACACAGGUUACAGUCUCUCAAAGUAUAUGGAAAGACUGGAGGACAUGAAAAAAAAUUACAGGUAUCGAAAUAAUGAAAUCUUUAAGCGGUUAAAGGUGACAACGUUUGCACAAUUGAUACUCCAGGUAGCCUCUGUAUCCGACCUGAAUGAAAGUGAGAUUGACGGUGAAUCCCACUGCCCAGAAGAUGGUCUGUCCGUGGUCUCUGAUGCAGACUUGGACUGUUUGUCUGAACACACCAAUGGCAGCUCUCCUCAGGCGUCACCUCUUUCCGAUCGGCAGGAUGCAGGAGACAGAGAGAUGUGUAACUCUGCCCGGUCAACGCUGCUGAGUGUUAUCAGUGGGGUGGGGGAGCUGAACGUGGACAGGACCAAUCAGCAGACGGAGAAUGAGUGUGUGUUCAGCCCUGAUCUCACUGACAGGCCGUACCCCGACUGCCCCUACCUGCUGCUGGACGUCCGGGACCGGGACCACUACGACCGCUGCCACAUCAUCAGCUCACACAGUUUCCCCAUCGCUCUGCUCUCACGUACCAUGAACCCCUACACCAAAGACGUGCUGGAAUACAAAAACGCAUCGGGGAAGAUCAUCAUCGUGUACGAUGAAGAUGAGAGGAUAGCGAGCCAGGCGGCCACCAUGAUGUGUGAGCGAGGAUUUGAGAAUCUGUACAUGUUGUCUGGAGGUCUUAAGGUAAUCGCUCAGAAGUUUCCAGAAGGUUUGACGACGGGCUCCCUCCCGACCUCCUGCCUCUCCUCCCCCUCGCCCUCGAAGGGGAAGAAGAGCUCCGUGCCGAAGCCUCCUCUUCAGGCCGCGGAGAAGAGCUGGAGGUUUGCUUCUGACGAUCUGAGCAAGAUCCAGGAUCAGCUGGAGGAGAACCUCGUGCCCAGCAACUCCAACAGCCGGAUGUCGAGCCGCGUGUCGUCCGGCAGCUCUCUCACCAAAGCGUCGAGCGCUCGCAGCCGACAGAGUUCCUCCUCCUCCGUAGCAGGGAGGGACAGCAGCAGGGCUCAGAGCAGCAGACCCUGGAAAUAACACCCUCAUCCACACAGAAACACAUGAACAAACAUACCUCUGACUAAGAGUCCAUUUAUUUCAUGUUUCGAGCUAUAGAACUGUAUAGAAACACAUCUCUACGAUAAAUGAUUUUAACCAUUACACACCUUUUGGGAGAGGAGUUAACACUACACUGAAGUAGAGACCAAAAUAUUUAAAACUCUAAUCAAGACAUACACAAAUAAUCUGCAUAAUUUAGUUUCAGACUCAUCAGCUGCACCGAUUUACAUCAGACUGAAGUAUUUUCCACGUUUUAUGUUUCUUAUAAUAUUUAAUAAAUGGCGUGUUUUUGAAUGUUUGCACAGUUUCUCAUCUGUGAACCUAAAGCCUGACGGAGCUUUUUUGCACUCUAAUCUAUUGUUCAUGUAACACUGCUCUCAUUUUAAACAACCACCUGUUCAGAUAAUAACUUAACUCUGUGGAUAAUCUGUUAUGUUCUCCUUCUUUUGACAUCUUUACGUCUAAAAAAAAAAGGUCACGUUGAACUUCAGCCGCUAGAUAAAUGUCACGUUUAUUGCUGGAGAAUCCUUGAAUGUUAUGAUAUGAAACUAAGGAUGUGCUUAAAAAUCUGUGUUUGACAUGAGAUGUAAUUUAUAUAAAUGAUGUCACAGAGCUCGAUCCAUUUUGUAAAAUGAAGUAAAGAUGUGCUGUAUUUUUGUAAUUUUCUCAAGUAGCCUUUUUCAUCCGCUAAUGCUGUUACGUGACUGGUUGCCUUUGUGUGUGUGAAGACAAUAAUGUGAGUUGUGAUCACACUGACUGGUUAGCACACAAACUGUCAUAACAACAUUGCUGUGACAUUGAAGGGAGGAAACCUCACUGCCCACAGAUGUAUUUGAGAAACAGUUUUGAUUGCUAAUUUGUGGCCUUUUGUUUUGUUGGCAUGGUGGUGACUUAUUGCAUUUUGUUUUUGCCGUUCUACUCCGAAUACACUCACGCAAUCUCUUGUUCAGUGCAUUUAAUGAAACAUAUGUACUACCCUGCAGCCCUUUUUUGUGAUUUCAGGCAGUCUUAACUCACAUUAACAAUCUUGACACUUGAUUUUAUUUGUAAAUGAAUGUCAAAUAAAGUGUAUCAUUGUUUGCU